Messenger RNA from Cordyceps militaris CM01, 648 nucleotides. RefSeq names its product coatomer zeta subunit. Gene Ontology annotation, biological process: intra-Golgi vesicle-mediated transport; retrograde vesicle-mediated transport, Golgi to endoplasmic reticulum; intracellular protein transport. The transcript is spliced from 2 exons. Bases 1 to 648 code for a protein of 215 amino acids. NCBI's taxonomy places the organism in Eukaryota, Fungi, Ascomycota, Sordariomycetes, Hypocreales, Cordycipitaceae. Gene Ontology annotation, cellular component: COPI vesicle coat. The record is from RefSeq and is a predicted model, not a curated record.
AUGUCUCCUGGAAUGACCCUUUUCUCGGUCCAGGCCAUCCUGGUCCUGAGUACCGAAGAUGGCUCCAGAAUAUUUGCCAAAUACUUUUCUCCUCCCCAUGCCGCUCCCACAGGUGGCUCUACGAACCCCUACCCCGAUACCAAGUCACAAAAGUCCUUUGAGAAGGGUCUCGUCGAGAAGACGGCCAAGCAGACGGGCGACAUCAUCCUCUACGAUAAUCGCAUCGUUCUAUACAAGCUUGAAUCCGACGUCAUGAUCUACCUCGUUGGUGCUGCGGACGAGAACGAAGUUCUGCUAUAUAAUACCCUGCUGGCUUUCAGAGACUCUCUGCACCUGCUGUUCAAGUACGCGCACAUUCAGUACCUAGCGAGCUUGCGCCUGAACGCGCAUUUGCUAAUAUCUGCUAGGCAAUCCGUCGACAAGCGCACCAUUGUCGAAAACUACGAUCUCGUUUCGCUCGCCAUUGACGAAAUUGUCGAUGACGGCAUCAUCCUCGAGACUGACCCCACGAUUGUCGUCCAGCGAGUCAGCCGCGCGCCUACUCAGGACCUCGCGGUCGGCCGCAUUGAUUUGAGCGAACAAGGUGUCAAUAACCUGGCACAACUCGGCAAGUCCAAGAUUGCCGACUGGUUGCGUCAAGGCCUGUAA